AGUUCACACUUCAGAGCUCCCAAAAUUAUUCCUUUCUUCUCAGCGAGCACCGCUUGGUUCCUUGGGAUCCCGAGGAGGCAUCGCCGCCGGUCGAUCCUCUCUGCACCUAGCAAUCCCCUCCUUGCUCCCCUCUCGCCGCCGCCGAGCCUACUCUCUCCAUGUGCUGAAUCGCCGUACCUUGCGGGCCCAUUUGAUCCGAGUCUGCACGCUUCUCGUGCCGGGAUCCGCGAGAACCGCCUGCCCUCCGUGUUCUUGCUGGCGGCGGAGUGGCUACCUUUUGAAUCUUUUUUUCUUGGGGGCUCAUGAGCGCAAUGGAGCGGCUUGGGUGAACGGGAGCUCGCCCUUGUGGAGUCUGUGCGGGUGGGUGGAGCUGUGGAAGGGAGGAUGCAGGGGAAGGCGCAGCUCUCGGAUUCCAACCGGCGGAUCAUGGAGGUCGACGCGCCGCCGCGGCGGGUGUACCAGGCGUGGAAAGGCAGCAAUUUGUUUUUCCUUGGAGGGAGACUUAUCUUUGGGCCAGAUGUGAGGUCGCUCGUGCUCACAGUAUGUUUGAUUGUAGUCCCAGUGAUCUUCUUUGCUGCCGCCGUUUGUCCACAGCUUGGUAAUGAGUUCCGCAGUCAAAUUGGAGGUUGGGUUGCAUCUGUAGCUAUCAUCUUUACAGCAUAUAUUCUUGUUGUUCUAUUUCUCACAUCUGGCCGUGAUCCUGGAAUUAUUCCUCGAAAUGCUCAUCCCCCAGAGCCUGAAGACAUUGGUGAAUCCUCCAACUUACCAGAUUGGCCAGGUGGUCAGCAUGGUUCAACAGGUUUACCACUUACCAGGGAUGUUCUUGUCAAUGGCAUUUCGGUCAAGGUCAAAUAUUGUCAUACAUGUAUGCUCUACCGCCCACCAAGGUGCUCCCAUUGCUCAAUCUGCAACAACUGUGUAGAACGUUUUGAUCACCACUGCCCUUGGGUAGGCCAGUGCAUUGGAAAGAGGAACUACCGAUUUUUCUUCAUGUUUGUGUCUUCGACUACUAUACUAUGCUUAUACGUGUUUGCAUUCAGCUGGGUUAAUCUCAGGAGAAUUAUGGACAUGCAUGAAUGUAAAAUUGGUAGAGCUCUUUUAAAGUCUCCUAUCUCUGGCCUUCUCAUCCUAUAUACAUUUAUUGCUGUGUGGUUUGUAGGAGGAUUGACCUCAUUCCACCUCUACUUGAUUUCUACAAAUCAGACUACUUAUGAGAACUUCCGAUACCGCUAUGACCGGAAAACAAAUCCAUACAACCUUGGAGUGGGCCAGAAUUUCAUCGAUGUCUUAUUUUCAAGGAUCCCCAGCUCAAAAAAUAAUUUCAGAGCAAAAGUUAAGGAGGAUUCUGCAACCUUCACGUCAUCCCUCAGUAUGGGACGGGUUCUAAGUCCGCCCAAGAUGAGCAUGGACCUUGAGAUGGGCAUGAAAAGGCAAGCCGUAGACGCAGAGGACUUGGAAGACUUGCACAGCCAGAUCGGCAGUGCUAUGGGGCUGGAGAGAUGUGGCACUGAACCCCCGCAUAUUGUUGGUCGAAAGGGCUGCUCUGAGAUUUCAUCGGACAUAGAGGCAUUCGCAGAAGAGUUUGCCAUGGAGCGUGGGUUCAGUGAGAGGAAAAAGAUUGAACGACACACAAAUGAUGAUUCAUAGGAAGUUUUGUUAUCAUAAGCCCCUCUCCAGCCCUCAGUCGAUCCCUCAACUUAGGCAGCAGAAGUUUGAAGAUGAAAGAAAUGUAGGACAUAAUGGUAGCAUGAAUUCGACAGGUAUUGUUAAGUUUAUUUUGGCUGAAAUUUCCAGCUGAGACUUCACUUAGUUGUAGUAGAUGCUCAUUAACAAUAUAUAGAAAUGGCGAAUCCACAUUUGGUUUGGACGUUUUUGUACUGCUAGGUCGUCAUCUUACUGUUGGUCCAUGUGUUGUAUUGUAUGUGUGGUGUGGCAGUGUUGCUUCUGAUUUUGUUGAAGCUGUAAUUUCUAACAUGAACCUGGCUAGUGCAUUUCAUCGAUUGAAUCUCC
Setaria italica (foxtail millet) is the source of this 2010-nucleotide messenger RNA. RefSeq names its product probable protein S-acyltransferase 7. Gene Ontology annotation, cellular component: endoplasmic reticulum; Golgi apparatus. The coding region runs from base 385 to 1647 and encodes 420 amino acids. Gene Ontology annotation, biological process: protein targeting to membrane; peptidyl-L-cysteine S-palmitoylation. The record is from RefSeq and is a predicted model, not a curated record. Gene Ontology annotation, molecular function: protein-cysteine S-palmitoyltransferase activity. The transcript is spliced from 5 exons. NCBI's taxonomy places the organism in Eukaryota, Viridiplantae, Streptophyta, Magnoliopsida, Poales, Poaceae.